AUGCUCGCCUACAAAGCUCUCUCCGCUUAUCUCACCUUCCCCAACAAAGAUCAGAAGCAAUGGUGGGAAGACACGGCACCAUUAUAUGCGGGAUUCCUGAAUGUGGCUCAAUAUGAUCUUGAGGCCCAGUUCAUACACCUGUUAUUCCAUUUGCGAUACGUGCUCCCAUCCCUUGGGCCCUUCCCACAACAUGGAGAAAAGCGUACCAACACCGUGAUGCCGAGCGGUCGAUUGUUCGAGAUCAGUCUGAAUUUCCAGAAGGGUCGGUCCACCGUUCGGUUCGAUUUCGAGCCUGUGACAUGCACCGCAAAUUUAGUGCAAGAAAAGGAUCGGUUCAACUUGAGCGCCAUGGAGGACCUUCUUUCCGACCUCAAAUCCAACCGACUGAGUCCAAAUACCAUUCUAUAUGACCGUUUCCAGGGAGAAUUUUCUUUGUCGCCCGAAGAUCUGUCUCUGGUCAGAACGAAAAAUGCCUCGACAAAUGCGUCACAAAUUCCCACGACCCAAUAUGUUGUCGCGUGGGAUCUCAAUGGAUCGGAUCGGAGAAUGAAGAUUUACUGGUUCCCAGCAGCCAAAGCAUUGGCAGCUGGUCAAUCAAGGGGAGAAUUCACAUUUGAUGCCAUCCGUCGAGUGGACUUGGAGCGGCGUUAUACAGAUUCCCUUCUCAAAGUGGAGCAAUACCUAUCAGCCACGGCGCUGGAUAAUGAUCUUUGGAUUCUUUCAUGGGACUGCGAGAGCCCGGGGUCUUCUCGACUGAAACUGUACGUCUCCGCAGGGAAUAUCACGCUAGAGAGUCUGGAGGAUGUCUGGACAUUAGGUGGCAGAGUGACGACUGCUUCUACUCUGGAAGGAUUGGCACUUCUACAAGAACUUUGGAAGGCACUCAGGCAAACCGACAACGAUACGGGCAUUCGAAUGACCAUCAGCUAUGAGCUCGUCCCGGGCAGUGAUACUCCACAGCCAAAGGCGUAUAUUCCUUUGUUUGAUAGGAAUGAUAUGGAGGUGGCCAAGACAUUGUCUCGCUUCUUCGAACGACUUGGAUGGACGGAGCUAGCUCACUCCUACACAGGGAAUCUAUCCUCGAACUAG
Molecule: messenger RNA, 1089 nt
Organism: Penicillium verhagenii
Lineage: Eukaryota; Fungi; Ascomycota; Eurotiomycetes; Eurotiales; Aspergillaceae
Exons: 1
Coding region: 1-1089 (362 amino acids)
Biological process (GO): alkaloid metabolic process
Molecular function (GO): transferase activity, transferring alkyl or aryl (other than methyl) groups
Source: RefSeq, a predicted model, not a curated record